This is a messenger RNA of Anopheles arabiensis, 2139 nucleotides long. It is a transcript of the gene Irbp, whose product is annotated as X-ray repair cross-complementing protein 6. Gene Ontology annotation, cellular component: Ku70:Ku80 complex; nucleus. The transcript is spliced from 9 exons. Bases 126 to 2000 code for a protein of 624 amino acids. Gene Ontology annotation, molecular function: telomeric repeat DNA binding; damaged DNA binding; double-stranded DNA binding. Gene Ontology annotation, biological process: telomere maintenance; double-strand break repair via nonhomologous end joining; cellular response to X-ray. NCBI's taxonomy places the organism in Eukaryota, Metazoa, Arthropoda, Insecta, Diptera, Culicidae. The record is from RefSeq and is a predicted model, not a curated record.
GGUUUGUUUAUCUUCUGCUUUGGCGCCGGUUCCACGAAUAUUCGCGUAAAUUUUGUUGCGCACUUGGCCGUGGAAAGCUCGGUCAAUCGGCAGUUUAGUGAAUAAGGUUCUAUUUUGCGCUCAAAAUGAGCUCCGAUUGGCGUGCUAACCAUUCCGACGAGGAGGAAGAUGAGCAAGAUGACGUUUUUGCCGGCCGUUCGGGGCUAAUAUUGACGGUGGACUGUGCCAGCUACAUGUUCGAGCGGGAGGGUGGUGAAUCGGAAUCUCGGUUCGUGGAAGUGCUGCACAUAAUCGAGGCCAUGAUGCGCAACAAAGUGGUUACCAAUGAGACGGAUUUGGUUGGAGUCGUGUUCUACAACACCAAACAUAAUCCCGCACCCGAAACGGAGGAGGAACUGCAGCCGGGUUUGGUUGCGCCGCGACAAUGUGCCAUCUAUCUCCCGCUCGGCGCAACCUCCGUGGAGAUGAUACGCAAAGUACGGGGAAUGCGCGAGUCGGACGACUUGUUUGGCUUCGACGCGAAGUAUGGCCACGCGCAAGGCACCAGCCUGUCCAAUGUGCUGUGGCUCUGCUCGCGCAUGUUUUCGCACUGCGGCUACAAGCUGGCGCAGUCUACGAUCGUGCUGUUUACGAGCAACGAUCAACCGCACGACAGUAGCAGCAGCGAGUAUCAGCAGGCGCUGGUGAAGGCGCGAGAUUUGCAGCAGAAGGAAAUCUUUGUCGAGCUGGUGCCGAUGAGCGGUAGCUUCGAGUGCGGCAAGUUUUACAAAGAGUUCCUGUGCACCGUGCUGGAGGAGGAGCUGGACGAGUUCGAGUGUCCGGUGUACGAGCAGUCGAAGGAACGGCUGCUUCAUCGGCUGUUUGUGCGAAGCUAUAAAAAGCGCUCGAUAGCGGGGAUUAAGUGGCAUCUUUCGGACGAUGUAUCACUGGCGGUGAAUGUUUACUCAUUGAGAAGGCGUCCCCGUUACCCCAAGAAAGUACGAAUGUUAAGGACAACCAACGAGGUGAUCGUAUCCAAACGGGUACACGUGUCCAGUACCUUUUCCGAUGAGCGCGAGGAGGAAGACACAAAAGUACUCUUGCCCGGCGAACAAAGAAAAUCGAUCGCUAUCGGUGGCGAGAAGGUAUCGUUCAAGCCGGAAGAGGUGGCACAAAUGAAACAGCUGCUGCCGCCAGGAAUACGGCUGCUGGGAUUCAAACCGGCAUCGGUAAUCAAUAUGACCAAUCAUCUUCGCAGCAGCUUGUUCCUGUAUCCCAAUGAAAGCUACAUCAACGGCUCGACUACGCUGUACCGUGCGCUGUACGAAAAGUGUCUCGAGAAGAACCAGGUCGCCAUCUGCAUGUUGACAAUGCGGCGAAAGCAACCAUCGAAAUUGGUAGCGCUGGUGCCGCAAACGGAAUUGGCGCAUGAUCCGCUGGGCGAAGCGGAUCGACAUUGUGGCUUCCGCGUUGAUUUUAUUCCUUUCGCUGGUGACAUCAGAAAGCUUCCCUUCCUGGAGGAGUCAGCCACCGCCCCGGAAGUCACAGACGAGCAGGCCGAUCUGUUUAAAAAGUUGAUCAAAAAGGUGAAGUUCAAAUUUCAUCCCACCCACUUUGAGGAUCCGUCGUCGCAAAAUCUGUUCAUCAACAUCGAGUCGCUGGUGUUCGACGUGGAAGAUGCCGAACUGUUCGAUUCUACGCGACCCGAUUGCGACCGGAUCGAUACCAAGCUGGAACCAAUUCUGACCGAUAUGGAGCGCCUGUUUGGGGAGGAUGUCGAGGAAGCACCGAAACGACGUCGCAAUGAGGGAACGGACCAUGAUGGCGAACCGCGAACGAAAGGCCCGAGGGUCGCACCGGUCAACGAUGAAGAGCUGGUAAAUCUGCUGAAACAAGGCAAAGUGGGCAGUUUAACCAUACCCGUGCUGAAGGAUUACCUGCAGAGACAGGGCGUGCGCGGAAUAUCGCAACUGACAAAAUCAGGCCUUGUAGAUCAGAUUUUAGCUAUGCAAGCAGAUUAAACAUUUAAGCUACCAUUAUGGUUUACGUUUCUACCGGCCAACUAUCCUCCAACCCCGGCUGCUCGGAUGCUCAUCGCAGGGAUCGUCAGAUGUGUGUUACUUUUGAUCGUUUUUCUCGUGUAACCAGGGCCGAAAGAUG